Messenger RNA from Closterium sp. Naga37s-1, 840 nucleotides. Lineage: Eukaryota; Viridiplantae; Streptophyta; Zygnematophyceae; Desmidiales; Closteriaceae. The record is from the annotation of a GenBank genome assembly.
AUGUACACCCAAUACAAGCUAUUGGAUCUGAUGGAGGGGAAGGAGAAGAUGCCGGAGGCCGCGGAGUUGAAAGGAGCGUGGAUGAAGCGAUCGUUUGACGCGUACAUGCUCAUGGUGCAAGCGGUUGGCGGACGACAACUUGACCACAUCAGGGACCGCUUAGGUGAUCCAGAGUAUGGCCCCAAGGCUUGGAGGAAGCUUUUGGAUGUGCACUCACCGACACAUGCUACUGGCAUCGUGCUACUCGCGCGGCGGCUGCGCGACAUCAAGUUCGUUGAUGAAGAGCCGAUGCAACCGGUGUUGGAUGAAAUGCGGGACAUCUUCACGAAGCUCCAAGGUGGCGGUGUGGUGUACCCAGAGCUCGUGCAAUGCAUGGAGAUCGUGAUACGGCUGUCGGAGUCGUGGUCUGCCCUAGCGAUCAACCUCAACUCUCAACAGCCCCAGUGGAGCGCGGAUUGCAUUCGCGCGCGCAUCCUUGAGGAGGACUUGCGGCGACGGAGUGUGGAGCGCUCGGAGGAGGGGGCUGGUUAUGGAGUUGGAGGUGGAAAGAGUGGCUUCAAGAAGAGUGGACGGGCAAGAACAAGGACAACCCUAAGGAGGAUGGCGGCGGGGGUCAAGGGGAGGUGUGCUUCUACUACAAGAGGCGCGGACAUCGUUGGUGGAAAGCUGACCAGUGACCACGGUGGCGGUGGAGAGCAGCAAGUUUCUGGUCCUGCUGCAGAGGAGGGGUUGGAGGAUGAGUCGGCACGUGUGGACUCACCAAUCCAGCCCGAGCCUGCUGCAAACGCCAAGGUCACCAAGAGGAGUGUGCAGAGAGGAGCUUCACCACAUGGGAAGUAG